Messenger RNA from Notolabrus celidotus (New Zealand spotty), 1535 nucleotides. Its product is annotated as transmembrane protein 182-like. Gene Ontology annotation, cellular component: membrane. The coding region runs from base 12 to 1046 and encodes 344 amino acids. The transcript is spliced from 5 exons. NCBI's taxonomy places the organism in Eukaryota, Metazoa, Chordata, Actinopteri, Labriformes, Labridae. The record is from RefSeq and is a predicted model, not a curated record.
CAUUCCAAUAAAUGCCAAGGAGGUAUUUCUACAGUUGUGAUUUCUUCUUCUUCUUGUCUUCUGUGUUUAUAUUUGGAGUUGAUGCCGUCGUGUUAUUUCAGUCUGUAACUGAACCCCUCUCACAUGAGGACACAAGUUAUUUUCUCUUCACUGGUCAGUGUGUCGGAGCGCUGCUGUCCACCAGCUCCUCUCUCUGUGCUCAUGUUUAUUUUGAAGUACUGGAACAUGCAGCAUGUGGAGGAGCGUGUGAAGAAAGUUUGAGACGGGUGAAAGUCAGGGACAUGACGGCUGAGAGGCUGAAGGUGCUGGUCUUCUUGGCGCUGUUCUUCGGGGCGUCCGGGAUCCUGUUCACGCUGCUCUCCUGUGGGACCGAGUACUGGCUGCUGGCUUCAGAGAGCUGCAGGCAGAGGAGCGACAAGGCUCCAGACUGGGUCCGGGUCUUCCAUGAGGGUCUCUUCUGGCGCUGCUCUUUCUCAACUCCUUCUGAGGACUUCUCCACCUGGGACCUCUGGAUCUCUAAUCAGCCGUCAUCAAAGCUGUGCCAGGCCGCCUUCCUCUUCCCGUUCCCUGUGUAUGAGCCGUCGUGGGCGGAGCCUCAUGGUUUACCCUCAGAGGCGUAUGAACACAGCUCUGCUAUUGUUUUCAGAACCUUCUGGAGCAUCUUCCUCAUCGUGGGCUUGAUGUCGGUCGUCACUGGUGGGUUUGUAGUCGUCUGCGCUGGACCACUGGCCAAUCACAGGAUCUACAAAGUGGGCGGGGCCUUACAGCUGAGUGGUGGUGUGUGUCUGCUCGCAGUGGCCCUCAUGUACCUGAUGUGGGUCCAGGUUUUGGACACUCUGGAGCAGUUUGUCCUCCAUCAGAGGGUCUCCUCCUGUCCCUCCUUCCACCUCAGCAUCCAGCACGGCCCUUCAUUCCUCCUCGCUCCGGUCGCCGUCUUCUCCUGCCUGCUGGCCGGCCUGCUGUCGCUCCUGGUGGGUCGGAGUAUUGAGGAUGUGCAGAGGGACAAAAAAGAGGAGACUCAAGAGGCUCCGGCUUCUGAUGUUUAAACUGGAACUUCAUUUGUGACCUGUUUGAUGAAGGUUUGACUUGAGACUCAGAUCAUAAAACAUACACAGAGCACAGCUGUGGAUCUGUCUUUAAAGACUAACAUUAGACUCCUUAAUUGACUAAUCAAUUAAAAGGAUCCUCCUGUCUUCAAUAAUCCAGUCUGCUUUGAUUAUAAUUGAUGGAUCAGUUCAGUCGUGAGAAUAGAGGAGACUUCUUCCUGUCAUCUGAACAUCAGGUCUGAAGUAUCAGGUCAGAGGGAAGGAGGGAAGAAUAAAUGAGACUGUCAUAAUCCAUUUUCUGUUUCAGCGCGUGUAAAACACAGAUCAUCCACAAGAGGGCAGUGUUGCAUCAGGAUCAGGACCUCAGAGCAGAAGUGCAGAAGUGCAGAGCUGGCAGCAGAUUAUGGAGGGAAAUCUGUAAGUGAUAAUUAAUUCAACAAACAAAAGAAAAUGACUUUUUUCAACUUCAGUAACAUUACAUGAGAAAGA